ACCUGGGGAAAUAAUCGAGGAAACUCAAGAGAUUCCUCUCCGUAGCUAACUCUAGCUAGCCGACUAAUCUCCUGAACAACGCAGUUGGGUUGUUUUUUGGCCAUUUCAAUGCCUAUGUCUUCUGUCCUUUAUAUUUCAGUGUGUUUCUAAUAGGCCGUCAGUGUCAAAAGUGAGGCACACACGGAGGGACAAGUUUAAAAUACGCUGGAUGUUUGUCCACUGUUGCUUUCUCCCAGGAUGCUAGCACAUAAGCAAGCCAACUAGCUAGCCAACCUGCUAAGGUAGCCAAAUAGCAGCACUGUCCGGAUGCUUUGAAGAGCAACGCAGCGGAUUUCGGGGAGUUUCUAGUCGGACUCGCAUGAUGUCAGGCAACCGGCCACAGCAGAGCCCCGGUGGGGCGAGCUCAGUGCCCAGCACCAGCAGCAGCAGUAGCACGGGUAACUCAAACAGUAGCGGUGGGAGCAACGCCGUCACAAGUAAUGGGAACAAUUCUGCAAAUGUUGUGCCCUCCCGGACCCUACCAGCAGCCACCGAGGGCGGCUUGGCAGUGCCAACUUUGGCCGCCGUACCCUCUUCUCGGGGCGGCUUUGCUUCCCUGAGCAGACCCUCUGCCUCUUCAGGCAGCCGAAAGAAAUCCCACCACCAAGCACCCCUCUACAACGGCCUCUUGAAUUCCUACGAAGAUAAAAGCAACGAUUUUGUCUGCCCAAUUUGCUUCGAGAUGAUAGAAGAGGCACACAUGACAAAAUGUGGGCACAGUUUUUGUUUCAAGUGUAUCCGCCAGAGUCUGGAGGACAGCAAUAGAUGUCCCAAGUGUAAUUAUAUUGUCGAUAACGUUGAUCAGCUUUACCCAAACUUUCUUGUAAAUGAACUGAUUCUUAAACAGAAACAGAGGUCGGAAGAGAAGAGACUAAAACUAGAUCAUCCUAAUGGGUCUCGGUGGCAGGUGUUCCAGGAUGUUUUGAGUCCUGACCAGGAGAACUUGGACCUGGCAAACGUCAACCUGAUGCUGGAGCUCCUAGUCCAGAAAAAGAAGCAGCUGGAGGCGGAAUCCCAAGCCGCUCAGAGACAGAUCCUUAUGGAGUUCCUCAAAGAAGCCAGGAGAAACAAGAGAGAACAACUUGAGCAACUGCAGAAAGAGCUCAACUUUCUCGAGGAGGACAUUAAACGUGUUGAGGAAAUGAGCGGCCUGUACUGUCCAAUGAUGGAGGCGGAGUGCACGGUGCCUAAUGUGGAGGCUCCAUCACCAGCACCUAGCUGCAGCAGUAUUAUUGAGGCACCAGACUACAGCCAGCCUCCAGGAUUUGGUGGAACAACCCAGGGCAAGAGACAGACCUGGUACAACAGCACCCUGGCGUCACGGAGGAAGAGGCUGACUGCUCAUUUUGAGGAUCUGGAACAGUGCUACUUCUCCAACAAAAUGUCACGCAUCACAGGUAAAUGUCCGUUAGUAGAGGGAGUAUCUUUCUCUCACAGUACAAAUGCAGUUAGUGUAGAAACAUCGCUAGAAAUGUGUACAGGCAGUGAAAACAACUCCCUGUACCUGUACUACAAAGGCCUUUCCAAGACACUGUUAACAUUCAAGUUUGACACGGUGAAGAGCGUUCUGGACAAAGACAAGAAGGAAGACGACACCAAUGAGUUUGUCAGUGCUGUCUGCUGGAGAGCUCUGCCCGACGGAGAGUCAAAUGUACUGAUUGCUGCAAACAGUCAAGGAACCAUCAAGGUGCUGGAGCUCGUCUGAAGGCCCACCAUGUCUCCAGUGUGAUAGAACUCCCAUGAGCCUCUCUUCGUUGGGCAGUGGAUCAGUCUGAUGCAGACCAAGGCUGCCUCGGAGAGCUGAAAUAAAUUGAACCCGUCUUAUUUUAAUGAGCUACUGCAGAAAGACUUUGGACGGAUACAUCGGCAUAGCAGGAGAAGAUGUACUGUCAUUUCACAGCCCAGAGACGAGGACCCGGCCGAGGCACGCAACGGAACAAGAGACUUCAGAAAGCAUUUUUGUUUCUUUUCAGUAAAGUUAUAUCGACUAAAAUACAACGCCUCCUUAUGGUUUUAGGUCAAUUUAAAACAUGUACCUUUUUAAUCAAGCUAUUGCUCUCAAGGGUACAUCCAGCCAAAUGCUACUUGUGUGAUGCAUUUCCCCUUUUAAAGGCCAAAGCACAAGACAAGAGGACAUGCAAGAAUGAUGUCUACACAUGAAGCUUUUAAACCCUCUCCCGCCCUCAUUGUUUGUCAACCGCCUGUUUUCUUUCCCCUUUAUGUGUAGUUUUUCAGAUUGGAAGAAACCAGUUUUAAUAAAUAUAACUUGAAUUUCAUUCUGUCAAGCGUAUCGUCAGUUCCUUUUCUGGCAUUGGAGUGCAGAAUGAGGUAGUGUACAGAAGUCAAGGAAGACCAAUUGUUUAUGUUGCUAUUGACACAACCUGUUUGUGAUCACAGUGAAACUUGUAUAACUUAAGGCAUUGACCUGCAGUGCUAGAUCAAACUGGAUUAUUUUCCACGUAUGUCAGCUGUUUGUUGCUUGUUGAAAAUGAGAACCUCGCAGUAUCUGAUUUUGUUCUAUUUUUAAUGUAGCAAUGGAAUUACUGUUUGCGUACUGUAGGGUUGAAACAUCUGCAUUUUAAUGCAAACUCCUGUGAGUUUCUGUUAAUGGGUGAUCCAUGUUGACAACAUUGACACAGAGAGGAUUUGGUAAACACCGCCAAUACCUACCUAUUUUAUGAUAAUUGAGUGAGAGGUGUUUUGUAUUUGUAUAACUGAAUAAAUUAUUUCAAAACAA
Messenger RNA from Notothenia coriiceps (black rockcod), 2776 nucleotides. It is a transcript of the gene cop1, whose product is annotated as COP1 E3 ubiquitin ligase. NCBI's taxonomy places the organism in Eukaryota, Metazoa, Chordata, Actinopteri, Perciformes, Nototheniidae. Gene Ontology annotation, biological process: proteasome-mediated ubiquitin-dependent protein catabolic process. Gene Ontology annotation, molecular function: protein binding; ubiquitin protein ligase activity. Bases 359 to 1744 code for a protein of 461 amino acids. The record is from RefSeq and is a predicted model, not a curated record. The transcript is spliced from 13 exons.